This is a messenger RNA of Haemonchus placei, 159 nucleotides long. NCBI's taxonomy places the organism in Eukaryota, Metazoa, Nematoda, Chromadorea, Rhabditida, Trichostrongylidae. The record is from the annotation of a GenBank genome assembly.
AUGAUCAUAAAAACACAGGAGCAGGAGAAGAAAGACGAAGAGGUGGAGGAAGAGCAGGAGCAGGAGAAGAAGGAAGAUGAAGAGGGUAGGUUCUAUGAAAGAUCAAAUCGUACUCGUGAAGGCGAAGGCCCCGACCAUGGAUCAGUAUCUUCUAGCUGA